Messenger RNA from Phytophthora nicotianae INRA-310, 1670 nucleotides. RefSeq lists its product as hypothetical. The record is from RefSeq and is a predicted model, not a curated record. Bases 351 to 1469 code for a protein of 372 amino acids. The transcript has a single exon. Gene Ontology annotation, molecular function: phosphatidylinositol binding. NCBI's taxonomy places the organism in Eukaryota, Oomycota, Peronosporomycetes, Peronosporales, Peronosporaceae.
ACAAUGACCACUUAUCAACCGAAACGUUAAUUUUUGUGGUGAGCAGGUCGCUCCUCUAAUGGAGGCUGCAUGCCUUGGUUAUGCCUGGUGUGGCAAGCUCUUUUGCGCUUGACUCAUUCCAUCGCUGCAAUGCCACAAUUGGCGUCAGCGUCUAUGAUUCUCCACGGGCGGAAACAGGCCGCUUCGAUGCUGAUUUGCCGAGAAAAGGGGCGUCGCAGUCCAGCAGUAUCCGCGAGCGGAGUGAUCCUGGCGCUGGGCAUUGCAGCCAAAAAAUUGCCAAAAGAAAGUGACGCUCACUUUAUCUUUUGCUGCUGAGACGCGCGGCUUGCCGUCCAGAGACUUCCGAGAACAUGAAGACCAUCUCGGCGCACGUCACGGGCUUUUACCGCUCCUCUUUCCACGCGUACACGACCGAGGUGAAUGUGGAUGGUCACCGCUGGCGCCUCGGGCUGCGUUACAGCAAGUUCCACGAGUUUUACGGCGAGCUUGUGGCCAAAGACUCGGAUUUCCACGCCGACUUCCCUCCCAAGGGCACGCUCUUCUUCACCCCCAAGCCCGAGGAACGGCAAGAGCAACUCGACGUCUUCCUGCAGCAAGUACUCGCCUACUACGCCGCUAAGGGCCACCCCGCUGAGAUCGAGGACUUGCUGUGCGAUCUGCUCAAAGUUCCGCGUCAUCUCAAGUCCCCCGAGCACGAGGACGACGAUGUCUCCACCAGCACCGAGAGCGUCCUAGACGAGCCGAUGCAUGAACCGCCGUCGCCUGAGAGUGUUGUCUCUGUCGAGGCAGUAGAUCGCAAGGAGGAGAUGCCUCAGGUCGCUGAGACCAAGGUGACAGAACAAGCACCAGUCCAGGAAGCCAUGCUGGAACCUCAAGUCGCGAAGGAAGAGGUCGUUGCUACCCCUGAGCCGAUGCAACCAGCUAACCCUGUAGCUGAGGAGCCCCGCCCAGUAGAGAAAACUGAGGCUCCAAUUGCCCACGAACAAGCAAAAGCUCAAGUGGAGACGCCCGCGCCAGCGGAGAAGACCGAACUUGUGAAGGAGAUGGUUGAAAAGGAGAUCAAUGACGUCGAGAAGGUAAAAGAAAAAACAAAGCCCAUUGCAGCACAGAUCCCAGUUGAAAAACCGGUCGUGGAGACCAAGACAGCAGCCGACGAGGAGACUAUUGUUGCUGCGGUGGAGCCGAAGAUGGCUUCGUCUGAGGAGCAGCCGGUUGCUGAGCCCAUUGAACGCGAGUCUGCACCACCAAAACCGCAGGAUGCUGAGAAGCCAGCAACCUGCGAGAGAACCCCACCAAACGACAAGGUGGAGUACAAAGAGCUCGCAACCAGUGGACGUGUAUCGUCUUGGAUCGCCGCGUGCUUACCCAAGUCUCUACUCGGAUUUAUCCGACGCCGCUGCAUGAAGAAGACGAACCUGGUAGUGCUCUGCGUCGCGCUGCUGCUACCGAUGGUGCUUGCCCGCAGAUAAGUAAGUUGAGCGUUGGCAUAUCGGGUGUACGAGCCCAGUAAAAUACAACUUGUUGUUUAGUAGUCGAAGACGGCAAGUAGUGUGUUUAAGUUCCGUCGGGUGACGCAAGAAACUACGUGCGUUACUUGAGUUCGCGAUCCAUUCGCUGGUACCAGUAUUAAUAUCAGCAUGAUUUGGCUUUACGCAGACAAACACCACGAG